This is a messenger RNA of Telopea speciosissima, 1774 nucleotides long. Its product is annotated as cold-responsive protein kinase 1-like. The transcript is spliced from 7 exons. Gene Ontology annotation, biological process: protein phosphorylation. Gene Ontology annotation, molecular function: protein kinase activity; ATP binding. The record is from RefSeq and is a predicted model, not a curated record. NCBI's taxonomy places the organism in Eukaryota, Viridiplantae, Streptophyta, Magnoliopsida, Proteales, Proteaceae. The coding region runs from base 312 to 1538 and encodes 408 amino acids.
UCAAAGAUCGUACGCAGCCCUUCGAGGACUUUUAAAGAUAUCUAAAUUUCAGAAGCAGAGCUUAUUACUAUCCGUGGCUGAGGAAAGCUUCCUCCUCCCUCUCUCUCUCUCUCUCUCUUUCUCGUCCCCUUGUGCGUCAACGUGGAAGAUAUAAACCUGCGCGCCUUUCAUCUCUCUCUCUCUUUCUUUAUCUCUUCGGCGAUCUCUUUCUUGGUCUAUGCUGCUUCAAACUGGCCUUGAAGGUUUUGGAUUCUUUAGAGCUGACGAUUGCUAGACAUUGAAAGCUUGUAAGUGGUGUGCCUUUUGUAGUAAUGACUUGUUUCUCUUUCUUGUCGAGAAAGAAGGAAUCUUCUUCAGCUAGAGCAACUGUUGAAUUUGAUGAAGAGGUUUCAGGCAUCCAGAAUGUUACACAGUACACUUACAGAGAAUUGAAAAAUGCUACUGGUGAUUUUAGUCAAGCAAAUAAAAUAGGGGAAGGGGGUUUUGGUUGUGUCUACAAGGGAAGGCUUAGAGAUGGUAAGGUUGUUGCUGUCAAGGUACUAUCAGCCGAAUCAAGGCAAGGGGUUCGAGAGUUCCUGACAGAGUUAAAAAUGAUAUCAGAUAUAGAGCAUGAAAACCUAGUCAAGUUGUAUGGUUGUUGUGUGGAAGGAAUCCAUAGAAUUUUGGUGUAUGGCUACCUUGAGAAUAAUAGUCUUGCACAGACUUUCCUUGGAAGCCACAGUAGCAUCCACUUUGAUUGGAAAACACGUUAUAAAAUUUGUAUUGGUAUUGCACGCGGGCUAGCAUUUCUUCAUGAGGAAGUUCGACCUCGUAUUGUUCAUAGAGAUAUCAAAGCAAGCAAUAUCCUCCUUGAUAAAGACCUCAAUCCCAAAAUUUCGGAUUUUGGUCUCGCAAAGCUUAUUCCAGUCAACAUGACACAUGUCAGUACACGUGUUGCCGGAACAAUAGGUUAUUUGGCACCUGAGUAUGCAAUACGGGGACAAUUGACACGUAAAGCAGAUAUUUAUAGCUUUGGGGUUCUCCUCCUUGAAAUAGUAAGUGGCAGAUGCAACACCAACACACGGUUACCUGUUGAAGAACAAUAUCUUCUUGAAAGGACACCCUUUGUGGGAAUUCUCCUCUUGCAGACAUGGGUGUUACAUGAGCGGGGGGAGCUUGUGGAGUUGGUUGACACAUCAUUGAACGGGAUUUUUGAUGCUGAGGAAGCAUGCAGGAUCUUGAAGAUUGGCCUGCUGUGCACCCAGGAUGCGCCUAAGCUCCGGCCAUCAAUGUCAACUGUGGUCGAGAUGCUAACAGGUGAGGUGAAUGUUGAGGGCAUGACGAUAAUGAAACCAGGUCUUAUCUCUGAUUUCAUGGAUCUCAAAGUCAGAGGACCCCAGAAAGAAAAGACUGAUGCGAAAAUUAGAUCUGACACAGUAUCCUCUGGAUCAGACAAGGUGGAUAAUUCAUCCUUCUCAUCAGAAAACACCACUUCCACAUAUAACAACACAACAAAUGCCACCAUGACCUUCAACUCCAUAUAUGAAAGAAGUAACUGAGAGAAGUCAUUACUACAAAUCCCCUGCAGAUUUUCCAGGUUUCUUGUGUUAUGUAAAUUUUUGUGUAAGCCCAUUAAUUAUUAUUAUUUUUUCAUUUUAAUUGUUUACAGUGGUCUAUAUAGGAAGGUAAUCUUGUAAAUGAGGACUGUUUGAUAUGUUAAAAUGUGUAUAAACUUCAGACAGGUAUGUCAAGAUGAGUUAAGUACCAUGGUGUUACCAACUUCUUCUCAUUUUAA